This is a messenger RNA of Penicillium canariense, 2469 nucleotides long. RefSeq names its product putative ATP-dependent RNA helicase (Hrh1). The transcript is spliced from 2 exons. Lineage: Eukaryota; Fungi; Ascomycota; Eurotiomycetes; Eurotiales; Aspergillaceae. Gene Ontology annotation, molecular function: RNA binding. The record is from RefSeq and is a predicted model, not a curated record. Gene Ontology annotation, cellular component: catalytic step 2 spliceosome; intracellular anatomical structure. Bases 1 to 2469 code for a protein of 822 amino acids.
AUGCCUGAGAAGGUGCACACUCAUUUUGGUGGCUUGGACGACGAGUCACCCAACAAGGCUCCCAAGAUUGUGCCGGAACCUACCCCGGUAGACGAUACUGGCCGAAAACAGAAGCGAGCCAAGAAGCGGAAGCGCGACGGGCUCGCCGAGGAACCCCAGGCGCAUCGCAACAAUGAACCACUUCAGACCAAGGAGCCGGUGAAGGUCAUUCCGCCGGUUACAAAAGAGCCUUCUGCAGCACACAAGGUGAAAAAGGCUCCUGAACCCGAACCGCCCUCCGACCAAACGCCCGCGCCGAAGCCGAAAGCGAAGUCGAAACCCAGGUCCUUCACCGAUACCAAGACCAACUUCACCUCCCUCCGCGAGAAAGCCAAUGCCCUCUACGAGCUCCGCAAAAAGCUCCCUAUCUUCGGUCACGCCGAUGAGAUCCGACAGAACCUCCGCGAGCAAGAUGUCAUGUUGUUGGUUGGUGAAACCGGUAGUGGAAAGAGUACCCAGAUCCCGCAGUUCCUGGUGAACGAGUUCUGGUGCCGACCGACACCGGCGAAAGUACUGCGAGAGGAUGGGUCCGAGAAGUCCAUCAUGGUCGGCGGAUGCAUUGCGAUUACGCAGCCGCGUCGAGUCGCUGCGAUUACGCUCGCACGGCGCGUGGCCGAGGAGAUGGGUACACCGCUUGGCUCUUCGUCGCCGGCGAGCAAGGUCGGCUACUCGGUCCGUUUUGAUACCUCUACGUCACCGAGUAUCCGGGUCAAGUUCUUGACGGAGGGUAUGCUGCUCCAGGAAAUGUUGCACGAUCCCUGGUUGACCAAGUAUAGCGCGGUCGUGGUGGAUGAGGUACACGAGCGCGGUAUCAAUGUGGAUCUGGUGGCGGGAUUCCUACGAAACUUGGUUUCUGGGAAGCGCGAGGGCCGUGGAGGGAUCCCGCUCAAGGUCGUGGUGAUGAGUGCUACGGCGGACAUGGAGAGUCUAAUGGGGUUCUUCCAGGAAGGAUUCCAGGAACAGGAGCAGGUGCAGAAGCAAAUAUCGAACGGGACUGAGAACGGGACUGAGAACUGCCAGACGAAAGAGCAGAGACCCCAAUCCAGGGCGAUCUCGGCUUGCCAUAUCAAGGGCCGACAGUUCCCUGUCAAGACGAUCUAUUCGCCUGAGCCUGUCCACGAUUUUGUGGACGCUGCGCUCAAGAUUAUCUUUCAAAUUCACUACAAGGAGCCGAUGCCCGGCGAUAUUUUGGUUUUCCUUACCGGCCAGGAGACCGUGGAGAAUCUUGAGAACUUGGUCAACGAGUAUGCCAUCGGGAUGGACCCCUCGCUGCCCAAGAUCCUCGUCCUGCCACUCUUUGCAGCUCUCCCUCAAGCUGCCCAGCAACGCGUCUUUGCCCCGGCCCCUCCUCGCACGCGCAAGAUUAUUAUCGCUACCAAUAUUGCCGAAACUUCCGUCACUGUGUCUGGGGUGCGGUACGUAGUCGACUGCGGCAAGGCCAAGGUCAAGCAGUUCCGCACCCGCCUGGGAUUGGAUUCGCUUCUGGUCAAGCCCAUCUCCAAGUCGGCGGCCAUCCAGCGAAAGGGUCGUGCUGGUCGUGAGGCCGCCGGUCAAUGCUUCCGGCUCUACACUGAGAAGGAUUACUUGGCUCUCGAUGAAACGAACACCCCCGAGAUUCUACGCUGUGAUUUGAGCCAGGCGCUUCUGAAUAUGAAGGCCCGGGGCGUCGACGACAUCGUCCGGUUUCCUUUCUUGACUCGACCCCCACGCGAGGCACUCGAGAAGGCCUUACUGCAGCUCCUGAACAUUGACGCCCUGCAGGAGGAUGGUCGCAUCAGCGAUGUUGGUCUGCACCUCGCAAAGCUCCCGCUUACCCCGACGCUGGGCCGCGUGCUCUUGGCUGCUGCGGAGAAUGGGCAUGACUGCUUAUUGGAUGUCAUCGACAUCAUCUCAUGCCUUAGUGUCGAGAACAUCUUCCUCAACACAAUGUCCGAGGAAAAGAAGGAAGCCGCCGAGUCGGCCCGACGCGAGCUGUACCGGCGCGAAGGCGACCAUCUGACGAUGUUGGCGACCGUCCGGGCAUACGCGGGCGAGAAUGUGGACCGGAAGGUGUGGGCUGAGCGGCAUUUGGUGUCCCAUCGGGCCAUGCAGUCCGUGAUGGAUGUCCGCAAACAACUUCGGACUCAGUGCCGCCAGGCCCAGAUGCUGCCUCGCGAGGAGCAAUCAAAUCACACCAGCGAUCCCUCGCCGGAACUCAUCCUGCAAAGCUUCCUGAGUGGCUUCGCGACUAACACCGCCCGCUUGGUCCCCGAUGGCAGCUAUCGAACGGUUGUGGGCAACCAGACGGUUGCAAUCCACCCCUCGAGUGUGCUGUUUGGCAAAAAGGUCGAGGCGAUCCUGUACAACGAGUUUGUGUUUACCAACCGCAGUUAUGCGCGCGGGGUGAGUGCGGUGCAGAUGGAUUGGGUCGGUGAGGCCUUGGCGGGAUGA